UACGGCUUGAAUGGCGGAUUGACUGAAGGUCCGGGAUAGAAACAAAAAGAAAAAAAAAAAGGGAAAAAAAAAAAAAAAAAAAAAACACACUUGAAAGCUCAUCAAGCCAAAGAAAUACAGGAAGCCAACCCUCUAAGCCUGAUCUGUCAUUUAUACAGCAACUAGUGCAGCUUUUUAUCCAGAGCUGCUUUUACACUUUAUACUUGUCUCAUCAGUCAAACACACUAUUAACAAAGUGGCAGGUAACCUACAGCACAGAAACGGAGGCACGUAUUACAAAACAGACAAUUAAAAACCAUAAAGAAAAAAAAAAAAAAAAAAAACUUUCCUUUUCUUUACCUCAACUUCUCAGAGCCUUCUUUCAACCUGACAGCACCUCCAGCUUUUAUUUGGAAGCCUUAACACCACCUCACAGAGAACAAGUGACAGAUUGCUCUCUGAAGAGAUCGCUCUAUGACUUUCCCUUCUCCUCUUCUUUUGUCCUCUGUUGUGUUAUUGUGUGCUGGUGGUAUAAGACUGCUUGAAUGUGUUCGCUCUACUCUCACGUUGUCAGCUCUUUACUUUCGCUGUGUCUCUCCCCUCCUCAGCCUGCUGUCAAACGCCCCCCCCCCCCAAAAAAAAAAAAAAAAUUGAAACAAAGAACUGAACCCGUAAGAAAUCAGUGCACAGAAGAAGUAUUUUUUGUUGACAGGUUGUAAAUGAUUGUUUUAAUCUGUAUAAUGCUUUGGGGCAAUCUCCUGAGUAGAAAAACUGAAGACGCAUUGUUUGCUCAGGUCUGAAUAUUUAAAAAAGAAAAAAAAAAGAAAAAAAAAAAAGCAUACCGCACCUGCAUUAUUGCAUGUAUACAUGAGCACAGUGAUGUGAGCUUUGAGAAUACACAUGCAUUAUGUAGGUGUUAUUGCAUGCCUCUCAGCGUUGGCCUUAUCCCCACCGCAUGAGCCGAUAACACCUGCAUCCGAAGCCUGGGAAUCAAUUUCCCUCUCGUCAAAUUCUAUCUCCACUUGGCCAGCGUUUGCACACACAGGGAUGAGUGAAAAAGUUGCCGGAGAAGGGGAUGCGGCUUUAGGAUUUGCUGCCGGGGCAGACUCAUUCUCACUCAUCUCUCUCCCGUUUUCUCCGUUUCUUUGUUUCUUCCUUUUUAUGCCCCCCCCCCCUUCCCAACCUCCACUGCUGGUCAAAGGAAAGCGCUGACACCUCCGCUGCUACCCGGCCUCCGCUGUCAGCUCUUUUUUAUUUUUCAUGGUGGGGUGGGGUGGGGUGGGUAAUAGACAACAAGAUAGAGGGAGUGAGAGAGAGAGAAAGUGAAAAGAGAGACUACAGUGCCCCCCCCCCGUAUAUCCACCUCUUGCCCUCUCUUCUCUCGUCGCGCUGACCUUCAUCCCUCUCCCUCUUUUUUCCCCUUUUAAUUCCCCUUCUUUUCUUCCGUCCUCACUUCUUAUCUCUGCCUGUCCUUCCUCGCAGAUAACGCAGACAUGCAUCUGUGCGCACACACGCAGGCGCACGCACACGCGUAAGAUGGUAUCACGGGAAGCAGUCGAUGAGAAGAUUACCUAUUGAAUCAGCUGGAGACAGUAAGCAAUCUAGCGUGCUGGACCGAGUGGGACUGACACACAAAGCACACAGUGAAUGGCGGCCACAGCGAGCCAUGAGAAAAUGCCGAGAGGAAAAGUGAAAUGGAGUUUGUGCGCCAAAGAGAGCCGGGCAAACAAAGUCAAGUUUAAAAGAAGUUGAAUGUGUGUGUGUGUGUGUGUUCAGUCUGGUCAGUGUGUGUGUGCUGGGGAACUCUGCCACUGUCACAAGAAGACUGUGAUUACUGGUGUCUUUUUGCAGCAGGAAACAAAAAAUUUGGAGUCAUGUUUGCAUAAAAUCUGUGGGAAAAUUGUGUUAAAGUUCUCCAGCGCUUUAAAAAGAAUGUUGGUUUUUUUUCUAUCAAUGUGAUGUAGUAGUUGGCUCAGAUGUUUGACAUUUGGCUAUCGUUCUUGAUUGGUUGUUACAGCCUGUGGCUUUUUGCAUUUUAGAUUUAAUUCCCGACAACGGUCCAUGACUGAAACUUUGUAAAUUCAGUGCUGACGGGAAUUCAACCCUUUCUUUCAUAUGAUUUAAUUUCUGUGUGUGCAUUACAUUAACGGUCACGUUUGAAAAUAAUCUGGUAUAAAAGGGAGUAAAGAUCUGUUAAAAACAAAAAGAGCGAACUGUACACAUCGUAUUGUCCUGAAUUGCCACCAUUUCUGCAGCCGGCUUUUCCAUGAUGACUCUGGCAGUGCAGCAGCAUCUCCCCGCAAUCUGAUGAAUGACAGAAAUAUUCCAGAUUUUGAAGAAAAUGCAAACCACUUUGAUUAGAAUAUAACCCAGAAUAUUUAAACCAUAUAUCUUUUCUCAGUGAAAAUCAUUAACAUGUUAUUAUGUAAGGGGACAGUGAUAUGAAUGCACUCAAGUGAGACACUUAUAACCGAGAAGAAUGGGCAGUAAGCGAUUGUGAUCAGUCUGGAACAGUGAGACAGCAAUGAUGGAUGGAAAGUGGUCGGCUUGGAGGCAUGAAGGUCACACUCGAUGACAGUGUGUGUGUGUGUGUGUGUGUGUGUGUGUGUGUGUGUGAGAGAGAGAGAGAGAGUGUGUGUGGGUCUGUUUAAUCAACAGACGGGGGAGCCGAGAGUAAGACUAAAAAUACACUGUAUAUGUAUGUGUGCGUGCAUGUGAGUGCGCGUGUGUGCUCUCAUUCAUCAGGGUUGACACCACCAUGUGGAGUAUGCCACUGUGCCCGACAAAUCCAGCCAUCCUGCACGCGCACACAUUCACACGAAACACCCCUGCAAAGGUGACACAAGCGCCCGCUAGCAAGUUUGCUCAUCACAGUGAAGGGCACACCUGUGUGUGCGUGUGUGUGUGUGUGAGACUGCGCACAUAUGUGUCUGUGUGUGUGUGUGUGUGUGAGACUGUGCACGUAUGUGUGUGUGUGUGCGUGCGUGCGAAAACGGUCCACCUGGACACGAGUAGUCUGACAUGUCCUCAAUCUUUCAUCUAUGUAUCCCCCUGUUUCCAACCACAAUGCAUCUCUUUCUGUGUCUGUUUUCUCUCUCCCUGUAUAUUUUCAUCACAUCCUUCUUCUCGUUUUAUCCUCUCUAACUUCUUUUGUCAUCAUCCCCCUGUUCUUGUCCUCCACAGUCUCUGCCUGUCCUCACCUCUCUCUGUCACACUCCCUCUGUUCUCUGCUCGCUGUGAUCAAUUAGGAGACAUUAGUCCCACAGAUAUUCCAGGUGACAGAACCUCAGGAGGCCACGCUCUCCUUCAUCUCUCCUCUCUCUGCCUCCCCUCAGUUUCUCCUCUCCACACCUGGCUGUCUUGUCACUCCUGCUCCUCCUCCCUGUCAUCUCCCCUUUCUUCUCGGCAGAGUAGACAGCAGACCUCGCUCCUCUCCUGUUUACCCCCCCCCCAAUUUCAAGCUCUCAUCCCUUACGGCACCGACAGUGACAUAUCAGCCUCAGCCUUCCCCUCCUGCGUCUGUCCAGUCAUCUAUCCUCCUUUCCCUCUCCCCUGUAUGUUUGGGCUACAUGCUGACAGUGACGCAUCUCCCUUUUUCCCCUCUGCCCCCUGUGCUCCAACUCUAUUCCAACCCUUUCUUUUUUUCCACCUCUCUCUCUGCCUUCCUCUAUCUCGCUCUCUCCAGGUUGCUGUUCACAAUGACGGACCUGUCUCCCCUCCUGUAUGCCAACCGCUCACCUGUAUCCUAGCAACCACCUCUCCUUUGGCUGUGGUGCUCCAUGCGGAGCAAGCAAACAAGACGCCCGGGGAAUGAAGAACAAGCUCUCUCGUUUAUCCUCCUCCCUCCAUCCGUUCAGUCAUUCCUUCACACGUUAAGAGGAGGCCAUACUCUGCUGGAGCUGGGAGCUAAACGCUUAACCAAAAAAAUGCUGUCUGUCCUCACAUACAAAUAAACUCUCUCUAACUCGUACAAACACACAUAAACAGUGUAGUCCAAGUGUCUGACACCACCUACUCAUUAGGAAGGUGGUGUCAGACUUUUACGUCCCACUGUUGGUACGGAAAUGCAGUCGCACAGAUGCAUGCACAUGGUUUUUUUUUUUUGUCCCAUUUUGUGUAUCUGUGUGCGUGUGUUUAUCUCAUUCUUAUGGCUCCACUCUAACAGUAGGACACAGUGAACAUCGCUUCAAAGCAACAUUGUCUACCACGCUCCUGAAGCAUGCUGAGUGCAGCCUCUCUAAAAGGUUCUGAGUGUGUGUGUAUAUGUGUGUUUGUUUCUGGAAGAUUGUACGACAGUUUCUGAAGCUAUAUUUAUGGUUUUGAAAAAUGAGAUGGAAAAAAGAAAACCAUUUGAAGGCCAGCACGCCCUCAAAGCCACACAAUCAGACACACACAUUGUACUUCCACACAACUUCAGGGAAGAAGUACUCAAGCACACACACACACACACACACACACACACACACACACACACACACACACACACACACACACACACACACACACACACACACACACACACACACACACACACACACACACACACACACACACACACAAAGAAAAAGUGCUGCUUGGGCACAUGUGUCCUGGUGUAAUUUAUGAGUGGGCUCCUGGGCGGACGCCUCAGAGGGGCCCUCUUCACGCUGCAUGGCUCUGGGUGCUCUGCACAAUCCCCCCAGUGAGCGCAGGGCUCUUUCACACACACACAUAACACACAAACAAGGUACUACAAAAUCCCCCUUAUGAGCAGUGAACUCUUCCGACUGAAACUCACUGCACGAUUAAUGCUACAAAAAACCUAGGUAAACACAAGGGUUUCAGGCUUGGCGGCACUGAUACAGCUCUGUUCAGCACAGACAAAGCACCAGAGCAAAACGUUUCCUCACAGCAGAUGAAAUGGGUCCCUCCAGUUAGCAGAAGCAAUAAUAACAAUAAAGUAUCAUUUCAGCCUUGUUCAGCUUACCGAAUUAUAGCCAGCUGGACAAUUAAGUUUGCUGGUAAAGCACUGCUGUUUGGCAAAUUAUAAAACAGUGAAUGUAGAGAAAGUGGAGCUUAAAGGAAAAUGUAUAAACAACCCUCUCACUGGAUUUCACUGAUUCCUGUGCGACAUCAUGCAGUGUAUCUGGAGUAGCAGACCAGUCUUUUUUGUGUUAUAUAAACUAAUUACUUAAUAUGGCAAACAAGCCAAUGCUACCAAUUAUUGAGACAGACAGCCACUAUUGUUAACAAGUGGUAUGUAUCUGGCAAGUACCCAGACGUCACACUAACACUGAUGUAAUAUUACAAAUGUGAAUAAGGCAGCAAAAGAGACCAAUUUCUUUUCCUAAUUAGAUCCUUACUUAACUUUCAUCAGCUUAAUAUUAAUAACAAUUUUAUGUUAUGAUGAAAACAAAUAUUUGUGUCACUGAAGCCCUAAGUAUAAGCUCUAUGCAGCUAAUUAAAUAAAAGGAUGGAUAAACUGAGGCUUUGGUUCUAUGCUCCGCUACGUCCCUGCCCUCGAGGUGCUGUGAACUUAGUGGUAGUUGUGGCCUUCCUUUUCCACUCCCUGCUCCGGGUUUCAUAGCUCCAUAUGUGGCUGUCCAGCGCAGUGUGACCGUGUAAAGCUCAUGAGAGGAUGGAUCCGUCUCUUUGCCCCCAGGCAAGGGGUCUUGAUCCGCUCUGGAGGACACACCACUCUCAAGGGCACUCUGAGGGGGACCGCACACAAAUACGGACGCAAGUGCACAUGUGCAAUUUGGACACAUGCAGGCGAGCAAGCUGAGGUGCAUUAAGUCCACACACACAUACUGUGGACGUAUAUAUAUAUAUAUAUAUAUAUAUAUAAAUAAUGUAAAAUUAUAUUAAUAAUUUAUGUAGAGGGGAUGAGGGGGAUGUUCUUUCUGCUGAUGCCACUAUUUCCUAAGAUCCCCCCAUCUGUUGACUCUGGCCUCUGGGGUAGGAGGCCAAUCAAGGGCUCGGUGACACAUCUGCCCCCUUGCGCGCACACACCUUCAUACAUGCACACAGUGAAAAAGAAACACACGUACACGCACACACACACACACACAGUACAUAUACUUUCUAUUUUCUCUCCUGUCUCUCUCUGACACACACACUGACACAGGAGGUCUGUGUUCUCUUGUCCAGUGAAUGAGGCCAAAAAUAAAAGAAAAAAUCAACACCCACACACACACACCCCCACCUGCUCUGAACAAUGCUCUCUCGCUCUCUCUCUUUUCACACAUCCACCAGUAGACAGCCAUCAGAAACUCUUCGUGAGCUGCUCAAUAAGUGCUCUCCUCAGAGUAUCUGCCAUUCCUUUGAGUGUCACUACUGUUCGUUGGCUUCAGAUCAGUGAAAAACAUCCUCUUCCCUGCUGGGCGUGUUAGGAUUCCUACCUUGACGGAUACCUGCUCACGGAAACAGCCCCACUAUGCUGCGGUUUAUGUGCCUUCCUGUCUCUUUGACUGGCUGUUUACCGAAGCUGAGUGGAGGCCAAGGCUCCUGCUGAGUCUGAUUUUGACAGUGCAGCACAAGGCCUAAGUGACAAAGCUCACGCCUCAAGAAUCUGCUUUGUGUUCAUAAUGGGCUGUUAGCUUGACACUUUUUCGCCCCUGUGUGGGAUGAAUACAAAUGAGUGCAAAGUUCAUGUUUUGUGGAUCAGUGCAGAAUAUAAGAUUUUAUAUGUUACUAAGCGCAUGUUUAUUCAGAGGUAAUUCUGGUGUGCUUGUGUCUCUGUAUGUGUCAAUUCAUCUGUCCUAAUCACUCGCAUACCAACAUUUUCCUGGCCAUGUAUACUGCUGAAUUCUUCAG
Seriola aureovittata is the source of this 6774-nucleotide messenger RNA. RefSeq lists its product as uncharacterized. The transcript is spliced from 2 exons. NCBI's taxonomy places the organism in Eukaryota, Metazoa, Chordata, Actinopteri, Carangiformes, Carangidae. The record is from RefSeq and is a predicted model, not a curated record. Bases 2738 to 3793 code for a protein of 351 amino acids.